AUGGCGAAGAGUGUUAGGGCCAGCGUUAUGAAGCGCAACAAGGCGAAGUUGCGCGCGAAUGUCUUUGGUCCUGUAGUUGAUGCACGCACUGAGCGACUUUCCGCAAAACUUCAGGAGCUUGCUUCUCAGCCCAAACCAACCAACCAGGAAAAUCCCAAUGAGGAGAACAAGGGUACGCUUUUAAAUCCUCUCAUGCCUGCGAUCAUUGGCUUACAGAAAACAGAAGAUAACAAUGACGCUGCUGCGGAAGUCAAACCAAGUGAAGAUAUGGAUAUCGAUACGGUGUCGACCAAGAAAUCCCAGAAGUCCGGACGCAUUCACAAACGCCAUAGCAACCGAAAGAACCGUUCAUCCAUCGUCUUUCGUCCGCAUCAAUCCAAGUCCAAGAAAGGUCCCAAGAGGAAGUGA
This is a messenger RNA of Aspergillus affinis, 408 nucleotides long. Its product is annotated as DUF2423 domain-containing protein. The record is from RefSeq and is a predicted model, not a curated record. NCBI's taxonomy places the organism in Eukaryota, Fungi, Ascomycota, Eurotiomycetes, Eurotiales, Aspergillaceae. Bases 1 to 408 code for a protein of 135 amino acids. The transcript is spliced from 2 exons. Gene Ontology annotation, cellular component: preribosome, large subunit precursor.